Messenger RNA from Penicillium malachiteum, 1473 nucleotides. RefSeq names its product 60S ribosomal uL6 domain-containing protein. Lineage: Eukaryota; Fungi; Ascomycota; Eurotiomycetes; Eurotiales; Aspergillaceae. Gene Ontology annotation, molecular function: structural constituent of ribosome; rRNA binding. Gene Ontology annotation, cellular component: cytosolic large ribosomal subunit; ribosome. The transcript has 7 exons. The record is from RefSeq and is a predicted model, not a curated record. Gene Ontology annotation, biological process: cytoplasmic translation. Bases 1 to 1473 code for a protein of 490 amino acids.
AUGCCUUCACCAAGACGGGCUCGAUUAAUCGCCCUUGCGAUAAUCGCAAUCCUAGUCCUAACAUUCUACUACUCGGGCGAGGGAAGCAGUAUCCAAAACCAACAGUUCUACAAAUCUACAUUGGAAGCUAUGAAGGCCAAGGAGGAUGCGAAGCAGGUGGCGAAAGAAGCGCUCAAGGUUAAACCGGCCGAUGUGGAGAAGGCGGCUGUUCCUGUUGCCAAUGUUGCGAGUGAGGAGAUGGAGGAGAUUCCUAUUGCGGGGAGGACGAAGAUGACUGUUCCCAAGAAACAAGAGGCUUUGGGUUCUGAGCAGGUUGUACCUGUACCUGCCUCCGGGUCUGGAUCUGGAGUUGGAUCUGGAUCGAGUUCCGAGUCGGAAACAAAGAAGACCGAGGAGGAAGAGGAGGAGGAAGAGAAAUUGGACGCGAAGGCUGAGUUGAAUGAUAUUCUCAAGCGCGCACCAAUUAUCAUCUUCUCGAAAUCAUACUGUCCUUACAGCAAGAAAGCGAAGCAUAUCCUCCUGGAAGGAUACACCAUCUCGCCGAAACCCUUCGUCAUCGAAUUAGAUCAACAUCCUAUCGGAGCGGAUCUCCAGGCCCUACUGGCUCAGAAUACGGGUCGUCGUACCGUGCCGAAUAUCCUGGUCAAUGGGAAGAGUAUUGGUGGCGGUGAUGACAUCGCGGCGUUGGAUCAGAGUGAUGAUCUUGCGUCGACGUUGAAGCAGUAUGGUGGGAAGUGGAUUUCGGAUAUUACUCGUGGUCCUCCGAAGCAUGAGCUAAGCGACGCACAAUCCCGUGACGUGCAAUUUCGCUCCACCAACAACUCCAACCCGAAAUUUGAUCCUCCCGACAUCGACAAUUCACCCCCUCGGCCAACACCAACCCACGCAGUCAAGAUGCGGUACAUUCACUCCGAGGAACGGCUGCCCAUUCCGGACAAUGUGAAGGUUCACAUUCGUUCGCGCACUGUGACCGUCGAGGGUCCCCGUGGCAAGCUCGUCAAGGACCUCUCCCACAUUGCCGUCACCUUCGGCCGUCCUGAGCCCAACGUCAUCUCCAUCGAGCUGCACCACGGUGCUCGCAAGGGUGUUGCUACCCUCCGUACCGUCCGCACCCUCAUCAACAACCUGAUCAUCGGUGUUACCCGCGGUUUCCUCUACAAGAUGCGUUACGUCUACGCUCACUUUCCCAUCAACGUGAACAUUGAGAAGAACGCUGAGACCGGCCGCGCUGAGGUUGAGAUCCGUAACUUCCUCGGUGAGAAGUACGUCCGCCGCGUGACUGCCCAGGCUGGUGUUGAGAUCGCUCCCUCCGCCAACGUUAAGGAUGAGCUCCAGCUCUCCGGUAACUCCCUCGAGGGUGUCUCCCAGAGCGCUGCCGACAUCCAGCAGAUCUGCCGUGUCCGUAACAAGGAUAUCCGUAAGUUCUUGGACGGUCUGUACGUGUCGGAGAAGGGCAACAUUAUUCAGGAGUAA